AUGUGAAGAUGUCAAUAACCAGACAAAAGAUCUUAGGCUUAUAUAGAGAAUUAUUAAAAUAUGGAAAGAAUUUGAAGUAUACUGAUAAAGCAUAUUUUUUAAACCGUGUGAAAACAGAAUUUAAUGAACAUAAGAAUCUUCAAAGUACAGAAGAAAUAAAUUUUCAGUUUAAAAGAGGAAAAAAUUUCUUAAAGAAUAAAAGAUUGCUUUGAAGAUAAUAACAUAUUCUUAUGACUUUUCUUUUAAAACUACCAAUGAACAUCACAAAAUCUCCACUUUCUGUGUUUUUAAAUACUUUUAAAUACAGAAGUACCAUAGAUUAUUCAAAAUUUCCUGUUUUAAAUGAAAAGGAGAUAGAUGAACAGUUCAUUCAAGGACAUGGCCCUGGAGGUUCAAAUGUAAACAAAUCUUCAAAUUGUGUUCUUUUGAAACAUAUACCUACAGGUAUAGUAGUCAAAUGCCAUGAAUCAAGGCUUUUGCAAAGAAAUCAAGAAAUUGCAAGAGAAAUGCUUUGUAGAAAAUUAGAUGAAUUUUUAAAUGGAGAUAUGAGUGUUUCAGCCCAAAAAAAACGCAUUGAAAAACAGAAAUUUUUAACAAAACAGAAGAAGAAUGAAAAAUUGAGAGAGUUAAAAAAGAAAUUUUCAAGUAGUAAUGUUGAAGAAUAAUUUAUGUAGUUAAAAAGAUAUUAUCCUUUUGUAAUAAACACUAUCAUUAUACAUUUUA
Stegodyphus dumicola is the source of this 723-nucleotide messenger RNA. Its product is annotated as mitochondrial ribosome and complex I assembly factor AltMIEF1. The record is from RefSeq and is a predicted model, not a curated record. NCBI's taxonomy places the organism in Eukaryota, Metazoa, Arthropoda, Arachnida, Araneae, Eresidae.